Messenger RNA from Naegleria fowleri, 1689 nucleotides. RefSeq lists its product as uncharacterized. Lineage: Eukaryota; Heterolobosea; Eutetramitea; Acrasida; Naegleriidae. The coding region runs from base 1 to 1689 and encodes 562 amino acids. The transcript has 2 exons. The record is from RefSeq and is a predicted model, not a curated record.
AUGAUUCUCUUACUUUUUCAAUUUAGACCUCCAGCUCUGGUUUAUCCAAUGACCAACAAAUAUUCCUUCAUCGCCACUGUCACUUCGACAUUAUUCUUUCUUUCCAAUUUCAUCAUUGACACUUUCUUUUUUGUAACAUUUGUAAGGGCGAGUUCACAUUUUUCAUUUCUUUCCAUUCUCUUGCUUUCACUUCCACUGAUUCUCAUCAUUUCACACUCUCUCAUCAAGUGCUGUAGUUUUUAUGUGUUUUAUACAAAUACACAAGUUUUGGAAAAUUGUUCCAAAUUUUUCAUUCCAAUUGAAAAUUUGACACAUCCAGAAUUGAAAUUAUUGGCAAAACAAUUGUUUUACAAGAGAGAAGAAAUGACAUUGAUUCAAGUUGUAGGAUUAUAUGUCAUCAUGUUAUUAAGCUGGUUUUUGUCAAAUUCCAAAUCUGGAAUCUGGUGGUUGACUGGAAUGAUUGUUGGCAUUCAAUGUCUCACUCAAAUUCCUUUCAUUGAGAAACAAAUUUCACGCAUUUCGACACCUCUCUUUGAAAAGCACAUUCUGUCUAAAUUUACUUUCCUUGCCUUGAUUUUCCCUGAUUCCUAUUCAGAUCUUGAACAUCAAGAACAAGAAUUCAUUCAACAAGUUGAACAAUUGAAAAAUAUUACAAAAGAGCAACAAGCCACUGCUGUCACAAAUCAAAAUUCCACCAAAUUGACCACUUCUUCACAACCUCUAUCAUCCAUCAACAAAGAAGAAGUGAAAACCCCAGUAGGAAUUCUUAAAAAACCACUCUCUACUACAAAUUCUUCAAGUUUGUCCAUAAAGAAGGAAAAGUCAGUCAAGACAAAUUUGGAAUCCAAUUCUUCUGAAGAACAUAAAUCAUCGACAAGCACCACAAAAACAAAUCAAAGAGUUCCUUCCAUGAGAUUUAAAACAAGCUCUUUAGCGAAAAUGUUAAAACAAUCUCAACAACAAGUGGAAUCUUCGUCUUUAACAUUGACUGCGAAUUCUUCUUCUGACUUGACAAACACAACAACAACGGGUACAGAAACAACAGAAGAAUCUCGUAAUGGAAGUGGAGUUGCCAUUGUUGGAAUCAUUGGAGAACGAUUGAAACAGAAAUUACAAUUGAGAACUCCUUCAUCAUCCUCACUAUCGAAAGGCAGUGAUGCUUCUGUGACAAAUGCAUCACAAGACAACAACACAUCACUUGUCAUGAAUGAAGGAAAUUCCAUGGUUGUGAAAAAAGCAAAAAUUUCAAAACCUCGUCGAGAAAAGACCCGGACAAAUGUUUCAUCCUUAUUGAAUGAUGUGAUUCAAGCAGCCAAUGAUCAGCACGAUAUUGAAUUACCAGAUCAAAAUGAAUUUGACAAGUUGGAGGAAAUUUCCAAACUCGAGAAGAAAUUGGGAGCUGUUGGAGCUUUGGCCACCAUUCAACAUCACAAAAAGGAUCAGGAAAACAACAACACGAAGGAACAACAAGAGAAUUCGACUUCUGCCUCUUCUGUAAUUGGUAAAAUGGGUGCUCGAACGGCCACCACUUCAACCUCGUCGUUAUUAUUGACCGACACAAAUCAAGAAGCGGAACAUGUAAAACCAAAUCAACCAAAAGGAGGUGUUGCUGUUGGAGGUGGAGUUAGUUUGAAGGACAUUUUAGCGGCUCGAAAUAAGCUCAACAAAACUGGAGAGAAUUUAAAAUAG